GGGGAGCCGGCCCUAAUGGAGCCCAUAGGUCGGGCUGAAUGCCACCAGACCUCAGGGGGUUUUGCUACAUAUGAUCGCCUCUGAUUUUGCCUUCGGUUCCUCUGCAGCUUCACUCCUGUCUCACUUUUCUCUCUGAGAUUUGCACAAAUGUGCUGUGUGCGCAGAGCAACGCGAGUGUGUGAAAUGUUCUGCUCUCCUGUCCCCGCCGGCCGCAGAGAAAGGAUGGUGGCCGACAUCAUGAACUCCGCUGGGUCCGCGGGCCGCCGCUGGAGCCCAUUCCGCAGCAUCAAGGUGUUUGUGCUGUGCCACAGUCUGCUGCAGCUGGCUCAGCUUCUUGUGUCAGGCUACAUGAAGAGCUCCAUUUCCACCAUCGAGAGGCGCUACGGCCUGUCCAGCCAGAAGUCCGGGAUCCUGGCCGCCUUCAACGAGGUGGGGAACACCGUCCUCAUCGUCUUUGUAAGUUUCUUCGGCAGCCGCGUCCACCGGCCGCGGUACAUCGGGGGCGGAGCUCUGCUGGCGUGCUUGGCCUCGCUGCUGAUGGCGGUGCCUCACUUCCUGAGUGGACACUACAUCUACACGGACAUGAUCACCACGUCCACCAAUAACAAGUCCGGCCUCUGCUUCUCCUCGUUGCCCUCCAACCAGACGUGCCACAAGAAGGACAGCGACACCCAGUGGGCCGUCUACCCGCUGCUGCUGCUGGGCCAGCUGCUGCUGGGUAUCGGCGCCGUUCCCAUCCAGCCCUUCGGCAUCUCCUACAUCGACGACUAUGCCAGUAGGAGGAACUCUCCGCUCUACCUUGGUAUCCUCCUUGCCAUGACCUCCAUUGGCCCGGCGCUCGGCUUCGUCACCGGAUCCUUCCUUCUGCGCUUCUAUGUGGACUUUGACAAACUGCCCAGAGGUGAGAUAGAGCUGGAACAGAAAGACCUCCGCUGGGUCGGGGCCUGGUGGCUGGGUUUCCUCGUCGCCUCCAGCUUCCUCUUCCUCACUGCUCUGCCGUACCUAUUCUUCCCCAGAGAGAUGCCCAAAGAGAAUGCAGAGGGCGACCAGGAGUCCAGAACCGACAUCGAGCCGCCGCCAAUGACCGACCCCGUGAGGGAUCUCACCCUGCUCCAGUUCCUUAAAAGUUUCCCUCGCAUCGCCCUGCGGACGCUGAGCGGGCCCAUCUACCUGCUGGUGGUUCUGGCGCUGGUCAACAUGGCAGCGCUGGUUUCCGGCCUCGCCACCUUCAUGCCCAAGUUCAUCGAGAAGCAGUUCAGUCAGACCAUUCCCUUAUCCAACAUGAUGAUCGGGGGAAUCGGGAUGCCGCUGGCGGUGCUGGGCGUGGUUCUAGGUGGAGCUCUGAUGCGACGGUUCAACAUGUCAGUCAGGGGCGCCAGCAAGCUGUGCACAGCGGCCAUCUUGCUCUGCCUGAUCUCCGCCCUGCCCAUGAUCUUCAUCGGCUGCUCCACCCAGAAGGUCGCUGAGGUUUACCCUGACAGGAACAGUUCCCCAAAGUGCAGCGCUGGCUGUGGCUGUCCUCCUGACGCGUUCAAUCCCAUCUGCGGUUCCAAUGGCGAGGAGUACAGGUCUCCGUGCCACGCCGGCUGUUUGAACAAAGUAAUGGACGCAGACAACAAACCCACGAACUUCACAAACUGUCGGUGCAUCUAUGACGGUUCUGGUUCGGCCCAGCCCGGGACCUGCGGCAGUGGCUGUUCCCACCUCCUGCUGCCCUUCAUCAUCCUGAUGGGGAUCACCAGCUUCAUCAUCUCCUUCACCCAGACGCCCUCCUACAUGAUGGUACUCAGGACGGUUCCGCCUGAAGAUAAGUCCUUUGCUGUAGGAGUUCAGUACAUGCUGUUCAGAGUCCUCGCAUUCCUGCCCGGCCCGGUUCUCUAUGGCAGCAUCAUUGACACCACCUGCAUCCUGUGGGGUGAGAAGUGCGGACAGCGGACUUCCUGUCUCUACUACAACCUGGACGGCUUCAGAAAGAGGUUCCUGGGUCUGAUGGUGGUGUUUGUCUGCGGAGCGCUGCUCUGCUUCCUGCUGACCAUGGUCGCCCUGAGAAGACGAGCCGGAGCUUUCCAGCUGCCGCUCAGAACCAAUGGACGCUACGAGAUGGUGGGAGAGCAGAAAGCUCCGGAGAAAGAGCAGACGGCUCCGGAGAAAGAGCAGACGGCUCCGGAGAAAGAGCAGACCCCAAUGAAGACCUGAAGAGAGGCAGCAGGAGGACAAGCAGGAAGUGCUCCUAACUGCAACAGGAAGUGCUCCUGACGGGAACAGGAAGCUGCCCACUGUUUCUUCUGGUGUUGGCAUAAAGA
This is a messenger RNA of Poecilia latipinna (sailfin molly), 2303 nucleotides long. RefSeq names its product solute carrier organic anion transporter family, member 2B1 (gene slco2b1). Gene Ontology annotation, biological process: transmembrane transport; bile acid and bile salt transport; sodium-independent organic anion transport. The transcript is spliced from 15 exons. Gene Ontology annotation, cellular component: basolateral plasma membrane; apical plasma membrane. The coding region runs from base 148 to 2196 and encodes 682 amino acids. Lineage: Eukaryota; Metazoa; Chordata; Actinopteri; Cyprinodontiformes; Poeciliidae. Gene Ontology annotation, molecular function: bile acid transmembrane transporter activity; protein binding. The record is from RefSeq and is a predicted model, not a curated record.